CUCUUUGUGAUUAUUUCUGUCAGUUAGAACAAAGGAUUGUGAAUUUUACCAUCCAAGGUUAUACCUGUCCUUUCAGGGCUUGAUUAUCGCCUCAUUCUAUACCAGUUUUCCACUGUCAGAUUAUUUUUAGUAUUAGUAGCUUUAUUUUUAAUUUUCUGAUCAUUUCAUAUUAUGCUCAUAUAUAAUCUUUAAAGGCCAGAACACAAUUGGAUUUAGGAAAAAAUAAAUAUCUGUUCAACAAAUAUUUGUGCACAUUAGGUGCCUGACUGUUUUUUACGUAUUAUGGAUACAGAAAUGAGAAAGAUGGACAAGAUCUCAACUCCUUUGGUGCUUACAGUCUAGGAAGGGGAGACAAGCAACAAAUACACCAGAUGGUGGUAAUUGCUACGCUGAGGACUGAAAUAGUGUGAUGUGCUAGCCUAGAGAGUAGCUUCUUUAGAUUGGGGAACCUUCUCUGAGGAGGGACAUUGAAACCUGAAUGAGGACUAGGAUUCCAGGAGCAGAGGGAAGAGCAUGUCAGCGUAAGAAAACUGCUUUAUGAAGAUGGAAGACCAGAAUCCGUUUGACCAGGGAGGCUGGAAAGCAGUGAGAGGGAGGGAAAGUGGCAGGAGUUGAGGUCUGAGAAGUGGGCAGGCAAUAGCCUCAUCACAGAGGGUUUUGUAAGGUGUGGUGAGGAGUUUGCAUUUUAUCCUAAAUUUGUUCUUAAGUGCAGUCUGGCUAAGUCCAUUUUUGGCCGCUCUUUCUCUUUGGUUUCCUUGAUUUAUUGGUUCUUCACCUCAAAUGUUUUUAUUCUUUUUGUUCUUGAUCAAACUAGAUGAAAGAACAUGACAGGAUAGCUUUCAACGCUGCCACUUAAAUUUUGGGUGAAACCGUUUGUUCGUUUUUAUGAGUGAACCAUUCAGUUCUGCAUCUUAAAGGCAGAGCAAUAGCCUUGGCUCCAUCCUAUGGAAGGAGCGACCUAGUCAGUAUGUUAAAACAGUGAAAAAUCUUUUGAGUUGAGAUUAGCAGAUCUGGAAUGAAGCAGUGUUGAGAAGUAGUUAAGGGAAAGGCUUCAGAGGUGAAAUAAAUACCCAGAGUUUUGGAUGUUCAAUGUCAAAUUAGUUUGAAGUUAUUUGACAGAUUUUUUUUCCAGGAGUUAUGGAACUUUGUUGGUAUGGCGGUGGUGACUGGGAUCAUCAUCAGAGGAUAUUUUACUUCAAAUAAAGAACAUGGUGAAACUAAUUCACACGUUAGCCGAUCAUGAUGAUGAUGUCAACUGCUGUGCGUUCUCCUCUGCCCUCUUGGCUACUUGCUCCUUGGACAAAACAGUUCGCCUGUACUCUCUGAGUGACUUCAGUGAAUUGCCACACUCCCCCUUGAAGUUUCACACCUAUGCUGUCCACUGCUGCUGUUUCUCCCCUUCAGGACAUAUUUUAGCUUCAUGUUCAACAGAUGGUACCACUGUCCUGUGGAAUACUCAAAAUGGGCAGACUUUGGCGGUGAUGGAACAGCCCAGCGGUAGCCCUGUGAGGGUUUGCCAGUUUUCCCCCGACUCCACUUGCUUGGUGUCAGGGGCAGCUGAUGGAACGGUUGUUAUGUGGAAUGCACAGUCAUACAAGUUAUAUAGAUGUGGUAGUGUUAAGGAUGGCUCCUUGGUGGCCUGUGCAUUUUGUCCUACUGGAACCCUCUUUGUCACUGGCUCCUCGUGUGGAGAUUUGACAGUGUGGGAUGAUAAAAUGAGGUGUCUGCAUAGUGAAAAAGCACAUGAUCUUGGAAUUACCUGCUGUGAUUUUUCUUCACAGCCAAUUUCUGAUGGAGAACAAACACACUUUUUCCGAUUGGCAUCGUGUGGUCAGGAUUGCCAGAUCAAAAUGUGGGUUGUUUCUUUUACGCAUGUCUCAGGUUUUGAAUUAAAAUAUAAAAGUACACUGAGUGGGCACAGUGCUCCUGUUCUGGCUUGUGCCUUUUCUCAUAAUGGGCAAAUGCUAGUCUCGGGAUCAGUGGAUAAGUCUGUGAUAGUGUAUGAUACUAAUACUGAGAAUAUACUUUACACGUUGACUCAGCACACCAGGUAUGUCACAACAUGUGCCUUUGCACCCAAUAUCCUUUUACUUGCUACUGGUUCAAUGGACAAAACAGUGAACAUCUGGCAAUUUGACCCGGAAGCACUUUGCCAAGCAGGGAGCACAGAAGAUCAGCCGAAGCAGUUUAUUGAAGAUUGGUCAGAGGACGACGUCUCAACAUGGCUCUGUGCACAAGGUUUAGAAGACCUUACUGGUCUCUUCAAAAUGAAUAACAUUGAUGGAAGAGAACUGUUGAAUCUUACAAAAGAAAGUCUGGCUGAUGAUUUGAAAAUUGAAUCUCUAGGGCUGCGUAGUAAGGUUCUGAGGAAAAUUGAAGAGCUGAGGACAAAGGUGAAAACCCUUUCUUCAGGAGUUCCUGAUGAAUUUAUAUGUCCAAUAACUCGGGAACUUAUGAAGGAGCCUGUCAUCGCAUCAGAUGGCUAUUCAUAUGAAAAGGAAGCAAUGGAAAAUUGGAUCAGCAAAAAGAAACGUACAAGUCCCAUGACAAAUCUUGUUCUUCCCUCAGUGGUACUUAUACCAAAUAGGACUCUGAAAAUGGCCAUCAAUCGAUGGCUAGAGACACAUCAAAAAUAAAAUUGUUUAUAUUAUAUUGUA
This is a messenger RNA of Equus caballus (horse), 2657 nucleotides long. The record is from RefSeq and is a predicted model, not a curated record. Lineage: Eukaryota; Metazoa; Chordata; Mammalia; Perissodactyla; Equidae.